UAAAAAAAAAAAAACUCCCUAACAAAAACCUCUCUGCUUUUCUUCCUUGCGGUGCUGCUGUGCCUGUUUCGUCGACCAGAGGGCAAAAUCUCCCACCUUGUCUAAAACUCUUCGAAAACCCCUCAAUCGAAACAAACCACCAAAAACCCAUUUACAUUUUUUCUCUUUGAAAGUUAAUCUGUUCGUUAAAGUCGAAACCAGAUAAUAAAUUUUUGUUUGAAUCAGAAUCUGAUUGCAGAAUGGCGGCGGCUGGAAGUGCUUCGUGGCAGCCACAAGAGGAGGGGUUGAAGGAGAUCUGUGGACUGCUGGAGCAGCAGAUUUCGCCAUCUUCUUCGGCCGAUAAAUCUCAGAUUUGGCAACAGCUUCAGCACUAUUCUCAGUUCCCUGAUUUCAAUAACUAUCUCGCUUUUAUCCUUGCACGAGCCGAGGGUAAAUCAGUAGAGAUUCGACAAGCUGCUGGUUUGCUGCUGAAAAAUAAUCUAAGAACUGCAUAUAAGAUGAUGUCUCCGGCACACCAACAAUAUAUAAAGUCAGAACUAUUACCCUGUUUAGGAGCAGCAGAUAAACACAUUAGGUCAACAGUUGGGACAAUUAUAUCUGUGGUUGUCCAACAAGGGGGGAUUUUGGGGUGGCCUGAGUUGUUGCAAGCUUUUAUAAAUUGUUUGGAUAGCAAUGACCUAAAUCACAUGGAAGGUGCAAUGGAUGCAUUGUCAAAGAUUUGUGAGGAUAUACCACAAGUGUUGGAUUCGGAUGUGCCUGGGUUAGCUGAAAGGCCUAUUAACAUAUUCCUUCCUCGGUUGUUUCAGUUUUUUCAGUCUCCACAUGCUUCUCUGAGAAAGCUUUCAUUGGGUUCUGUAAACCAAUAUAUUAUGUUGAUGCCUUCUGCUUUAUAUGCAUCUGUGGAUAAAUACCUUCAUGGUUUGUUUGGCCUUGCUAAUGACCCUGCAGCAGAAGUGCGGAAAUUGGUUUGUGCAGCAUUUGUUCAGCUAAUUGAAGUCCGUCCAUCUGUUCUGGAGCCACAUAUGAAGAAUGUAAUUGAAUAUAUGUUGCAAGUAAAUAAGGACACUGAUGAUGAGGUGGCACUUGAAGCAUGUGAAUUUUGGUCUGCUUAUUGUGAUGCGCAGUUACCACCUGAGAUUUUGAGAGAAUAUUUACCACGUUUAAUUCCAAUUUUGUUGUCAAAUAUGGCUUAUGCAGAUGAUGAUGAAUCACUUGCUGAGGCUGAGGAAGAUGAGUCUCUUCCAGACAGAGAUCAGGACCUAAAACCUCGAUUUCAUACGUCACGAUUUCAUGGUUCUGAGGAUGCAGAAGAUGAUGAUGAUGACUCAUUCAAUGUAUGGAACUUAAGGAAAUGCAGUGCAGCAGCUCUUGAUGUUCUAUCAAAUGUGUGGGAUGAAAUUCUUCCAACUUUGAUGCCUAUUAUUCAGGCCAAGUUAGCUGCUACUGGUGAUGAAGCCUGGAAAGAUAGGGAAGCUGCUGUUUUGGCUCUUGGCGCAGUUGGUGAAGGUUGCAUUAAUGGUCUUUAUCCUCAUUUGUCUGAGAUUGUGGCAUUUUUAAUUCCCCUUUUAGAUGAUAAGUUUCCUCUCAUAAGGAGUAUUUCUUGUUGGACACUUUCUCGAUUCAGCAAAUACAUUGUUCAGGAUAGUGGUCAUCAAAAAGGCUAUGAGCAAUUUGAUGCAGCUCUUAUGGGUCUUCUGCGAAGAAUAUUAGAUACUAACAAGCGGGUGCAAGAGGCUGCUUGUUCAGCUUUUGCAACACUUGAAGAGGAGGCUGCCGAAGAGUUGGCACCAAGGUUGGAAGUAAUUUUACAGCAUCUUAUGUGUGCUUUUGGCAAGUAUCAGAGGCGGAACCUCAGAAUUGUUUAUGAUGCUAUUGGAACUCUAGCAGAUGCUGUUGGAGGGGAAUUGAAUCAGCCCGUCUAUCUUGAAAUUCUGAUGCCUCCACUUAUUGCGAAGUGGCAUCAGGUUCCAAAUUCUGACAAAGAUCUCUUUCCACUGCUUGAGUGCUUCACUUCCAUAGCGCAGGCAUUAGGUACCGGGUUCACUCAAUUUGCACAGCCUGUAUUUCAGAGGUGCAUAAAUAUCAUCCAGACUCAACAAUUGGCUAAGGUUGAUCCUGUUUCAGCUGGGGUUCAGUAUGAUAAGGAGUUCAUUGUAUGCUCGCUAGAUUUGCUUUCUGGACUAACAGAGGGCCUUGGUAGUGGAAUAGAAAGUUUGGUCUCGCAGAGCAAUUUGAGGGACCUGCUUCUGCAGUGUUGCAUGGAUGAUGCUUCUGAUGUUCGACAAAGUGCCUUUGCACUUCUUGGGGACCUUGCUAGGGUUUGCCCUGUUCAUUUGCAUCCUCGUUUGUCUGAAUUUCUUGAUAUAGCAGCAAAGCAAUUGAAUACUCCCAAGUUAAAGGAAACCAUUUCAGUAGCGAACAAUGCAUGCUGGGCUAUUGGCGAGCUAGCAAUUAAGGUACGGAAAGAAAUUUCUCCAAUUGUCAUGACAGUGAUCUCAUGUUUGGUUCCAAUCCUUCAGCAUGCUGAGGGGCUGAACAAGUCACUUGUUGAAAAUAGUGCUAUUACACUAGGGAGGCUUGCAUGGGUCUGUCCAGAUCUUGUAUCGCCACAUAUGGAGCAUUUCAUGCAAUCUUGGUGUAUUGCUUUGUCUAUGAUACGUGAUGAUAUUGAGAAAGAAGAUGCGUUCCGGGGCCUAUGUGCAAUGGUCAGGGCAAAUCCAUCAGGGGCUCUGAGUUCACUUGUUUUCAUGUGCAAAGCUAUUGCAAGUUGGCAUGAAAUAAGGAGUGAAGAACUACAUAAUGAAGUUUGUCAGGUCUUGCACGGUUAUAAACAGAUGCUUAGGAAUGGGGCGUGGGACCAAUGUAUGUCUGCUUUGGAGCCACCUGUGAAGGAUAAACUUUCAAAGUAUCAAGUAUAAGAUGUUCUUGGUUAUCCAUGCUUGUCGUUAUUCUACAUUAUAUUUGUGGUUCUUCAGAGAUCUUUAUCAGCAUCGAUACUGUUGGUAUAUUUUGUGCAUUAUCUGACUGUAUUGGAGCUGCGAUUCAUAUAAGCAUCCUAUAAGCAAAUGUUGGUUAGGGGGUGGGGGUACUGAAGCGGUUGAGUAUUUGUGUAUGGAUUUUUAGCAUGCAGGAAUAUGCAGGCUCCAUAAGGGGUGAAGAGGUGGUUUUUACUGGGUGUUCGUAAUUGGGACAUGGGGUAAGGUAUCUGAUUCAAGCAUUUGCAUUCGUUAUUUUUGACAAAUUUCUCUUAUUUUCAUUGUUUUGAGUUAGGGAUAGGGUUUUGGUCUGUGGAUUCCCACAGUUUUUCUGUACAAGGGCUUUAAUUGUUUUUUCUUAUUAGAAUUUUGGGUGUUAUUUGUGUAUUAUAUAAGGUCUGGAACAUACUAUUGGAGUUGGAGGUGGAUUUUUUUUUUUUGACAAUAAAUUUAGUUGGUAUUUCAUGAA
Molecule: messenger RNA, 3444 nt
Organism: Gossypium raimondii (Peruvian cotton)
Lineage: Eukaryota; Viridiplantae; Streptophyta; Magnoliopsida; Malvales; Malvaceae
Product: transportin-1
Biological process (GO): protein import into nucleus
Cellular component (GO): nucleus; cytoplasm
Molecular function (GO): nuclear import signal receptor activity; small GTPase binding
Source: RefSeq, a predicted model, not a curated record